Colletotrichum destructivum is the source of this 2088-nucleotide messenger RNA. RefSeq lists its product as uncharacterized. The transcript is spliced from 2 exons. Bases 562 to 2088 code for a protein of 508 amino acids. NCBI's taxonomy places the organism in Eukaryota, Fungi, Ascomycota, Sordariomycetes, Glomerellales, Glomerellaceae. The record is from RefSeq and is a predicted model, not a curated record.
GCAGUUUUUGUUCGUUAUGCUGACUAUGGAGGUAAGUCGCAGUAAGGCCACCAGCCUCUUUAGCAGACGUCUACGCACUGCCUGACCUAUGAUACUGAGUGGCCAAUAAAUUGGCCGUCUACUGAGUGUAACACAGCCUGUCUACAUCAUUUACAUGGUUUCCUGUUGGCUCGGCUUUCGAUUACCUUACGCCUGUGGAAACGGCUUCGAGUGGUUGUGGUUUACAUCUUGUGAUCCAUAGUUUGGGCUACCGCGGUUGGUUAGGUGCCCGCGUAGGCAAUGCGUCUCAUCAGAAGCUGACAAAGUUUGAAUUUUCUCUGUUGGUACCUUCAAAAUCGUAAACUGAACGUGGCAUUGGAUCUUCCAAGGUAGCUGAGAAGAAAAAGAGUACAAAUAGGUUGAAUUUAUUCUCCUUCGUCGAAACAAGUCAUCCCACCAAAAAUUGCUUCAAAGCACGCAUGAACCUUUACGACCAAACAAAAACAAUAGUCACCUCUCGCCUUACAACCUCAUGUUAAGCAGCAGACUUAUCGACACUCCUUCCUGUCAUCGUUCAUAGAUAUGGCACCAAUGUCAUCGUCAACCAAGGCAUCUUGGGGCUGCUUGCCCGCGGAGAUCAGGCUUCUCAUCCUCGAAGUCUUACUGCAGGACGGUUGUAGCUUGGCCAGCCUCGCUACAGUGUCGCGAGAGUGGCAGGCGGUUAUCGAGCCGCACAAUUUCGCCCGAAUCAAGGUGACGCCGUCACGCCUCGCCGAAUUUGAUUCUAUGAUUCAUCGUAAUCGGGCUGUCGUAAGCUACAUAUGGCUUUGUUUGGAACUUCAAGAAUAUGAUUGCACCAGGUGUGCGCCUGAAGAACUGGAAAAAUGGGGCGUCUCCAACACAGACAACAUCCUAAUUACCACGGCAUUCCUGGAUCUAUUCUCAAGUCUCAGCACGUGGGAGCCAGAUGGCAACCUUCUGCUUGAUAUCAGCGUUCACUCGCCCAGUGACUCAGGACAUUGGUUCAAAUAUCUGACCUUUGGGCCGGAUAUUUCUUCUGGCGAGUGCGACCAGGACCGAUACAUACAGAAGCCGAUUCUGUCCGAGUUUGACGACAGCCAGCAUGGUUGGUUUGCUGGCAGUCAAGAAUCACCUCCGACCGAUUUAGCUAUCCACAGAGUUUUCGAUGAAAUCAUGGGCGAGGGGCCGUUCGAUAACGACGAACAGGAAAACCAAUGGUGGCUGCAACUACCAUUGGUUCCCGCAGUAACCGGUGUUCUUCUACGUCAACAGACCCGCCGGCGAUGGAAGCCGAAAGCACUGUCACUGAUGUUUACCCGUCUUCCCGGACUCCAGGAAAUCCACUACGAGCCUUGGAGGGAAUGGGACAAUACUCUGCAGCGGUGGACGGAUGAAUCUUACCGAUCGCUUUUUGAACAAUUCGCUUCUUGCAAGUUACGCAGACUCAUUGUCUUUGAGAAUUUCAAUCAACAGUACCCACAACGUUUUACGUAUUGCGAGCCUAUUCGAAUCCCGGCCCCGGAUGUCAGCCGGACGCUCGCUAGUGCCAGUCUUGAGCUUGAGCACCUUUCGGCAUCGUUUGUAGUGGACGCUGACUAUUUCUUCCAUGCUUUCAAACCUUCCUGGAAGUGGCCCAACCUGAUUUCGCUUGCGCUGACCUCGCGGCUGCUCGCUCCCGGUGAGAGCACGAUCGAGAUUGAUGACAUGCUACAAAGAGCGGCAAAAGUGGCCAAGAAAAUGCCAAAUCUUCAAACAAUGGAGAUAUGGAACGGACGAAAGGGAUUGGCAGCACUCUUUAAAUACCAGUCAAUUGGUCAUGGCGGUUAUGGGCAGCCUGCCGAGAUAACCUGGAGAGGAACAUGGGAUUAUGCCUUGCACCCUUCUGUGAUCCGGGCUUGGGAAGCAGUCGCACUGAAGCAUCGUGCAAAUGGAUGUGUUACUAUCAAGGAGUUCCUGGAUGUUGGUGUUGUUAAGUCUCAUGGCGACGCGAUUUAUUAUUUAGAUCUCUCAAACACAGUAAUUCGCCCCCUUUCAUUACAGCAGAUUCGGUUAGAGCAGAGGAUUAUUCAGGGGGUGUAUGACUGGUAG